AGGAGGAAGGGCUAGUGUAGUUAUAAUAAUAAGCCUUAUGCAUGGUGUUUCUCACUAUACACUUUUAAUGUAACUAAGUUUGCAGCUACACGAGGGAAUAAUCGCUGCUGAAGUGUUUUCGGUCACUGCCAUGGACGUGUCCGCCUACUAAAGUGGAGGAACUCCUCAAGUCCAGCACUUCGCCGAAAUGCAUGUUCUUCACUCUUGACUUCUGUGUAAUUCCCGACAUGAAUGAGUAUAGGCUGUGUGUUUUUGUGACUUGCGUCUCUGUGACAUCUUUUCCAGUACUGUGCUGAUGGCCUCUAAGCUGCUGGACAGACUUCGCCGCUCGAUAUUCAAAGAAGGAGAGCUCCAUGUGGACACAGACGACACUGAUGACUUUCCAGAAAGCUCCGAACUUGAGGAUGACACGGACAAUGUCUCGUCCAGGCUCAGUGGGACGCUCUGUUUUGACGGAGAUGGUGUCCUGGACUCAGAAGAUGCCGGCGAAACAUCUGGUCCAGACAGUGAUUUGGACUGCUUUGCAGAGUCCAUAGAUAACGCAUGCGGCAGCACAGAUAUAAGCCCCACAGGCCCGACUCUGAAGGGCUCCAGCAUGCUCACCCGUCAGCUACAGGAGAGCUGGCGAAAUCUGCGCUCUCGCUGUGUGUUGGAAAAACUUCUGUUCGAAGUAACUGAUGCCAGCGUAGUGCAUGAGGCAAACUCCAAAUAUGUGCUUUACACAAUUCAUCUAAUCCAGUCUGGCACGUUUGACAAAACCCCUGCAAUCAUUGCGCGUCGCUACACUGAUUUCGAGCGGCUGCACCAUCUCCUGCGCAGGCAACACAGAGAAGCCAUGGAAGGAGUGCACUUUCCACGCAAGAAGCUGCGCAGGAACUUUGCAGCUGAAACCAUUGGCAAGCGGAGCCGUGCAUUCGAGCAAUAUCUCUCACAUCUGCACUCGCUGGCUGAGGUGCGAGCUUCACCUGCCUUCCUAGAGUUCUUUUACCUGGGGGAACUGCGCAGUGGGCAGAUGCUGGUGCGUUCUGGUCGCUCCGAGGAAGCACUGGACACUCUGGUUAAUGCAUUGCACCUCCAGGAGAAACUGGACUCGCCGCACAAAACUCACAGGCUCUUCACACUCUCUGCAGUGGCAAGUUGCUACCAGGAGCUGGAGAGGCUGAGCGAGGCACAGGAGCACUGCGAGCAUGCCCUCAAUAAAUUGGUGCCCUCAAUGGACAUGCAAAAGAUACAGCAAAAGCAGCUCCAUCCACUGCUAGUGCCACUUCUGCAGGCCAACAUCUGGCUCUGCUGGAAGAUUUCCAAGGACAAGCGACGCUGGGAGGCAUUGCUGCAUGAGAUCCAGGAGCUCGGCAUUGAUCUUGAGAAUCAGCCUGAUUUGAGGGAGUGUGUAGUUAAAGAGACCCUCUUAGAAAGUGAGGGAUAAUUCAGGUUGGAACAAUGUAGGGCAUUUAACACUGAUGAUAUCAACAGUCAUAAUGCAAACUAAGGGAUUCAUUUAAGUUGCAGAGGAUAAUCAUAUCAUAGUAAAAAUCGCCACAUACAUACCACUAUUUUUUUUUUUUUUUUUUUUUUUUUACUAUUUUUCAUAUUUUGCACACUUGUAUGUCUAAAUAACGUAAAUAAUCACUACACUUAUAUGUGAGUUUAUGCAGUAAAUUUAAAAUCUAAAAAUGGUUCAUACGCGGCCUUAGUAGAAAUCUAUUUUUAUAAAGUAUGAAUAUUAUUUUUUUUUAUUGUACCCAAAUAUUAUUGGGUGCAGUAUAAAAUGGAUAACGUUAUAAGUUUAAUGAAUGCACAUUGUUUAAAUGCAUUAAGGGAAAUAAGUUAGCAGAGAAGUUUAAUAUUUUAAGUGUUUUUAGAGUUUGUUAUAAUUAGGGUACUACUUUACAGAAAUUAAACAUUAUAAAGAUUAGUUUUUUUUGCUGCACAUUUUGUUUAAUGCUACAAAUUUAUGUCUUUUGUGUAUUUAUAUUUAUUAUUUAGAUAGAAAUUAAUGUGUGGUAGUAUAAUCCUGCCCUAGACUCAUUGGCAAGUUUUCUCUUUAACAGUUGCAUUCCUUUAGUGAAACCUUGCAGCAGUUCCCAAAUCUAUAAUUACUUCAUGUUGUUAAAAGACUGCUGGCUGUAAUUUUUUUUUUCCUGUAAUAUUAUGUACUGUACAUGUUUUUAAACCAUUGUUUUAAUUAACUGCACAUAUGCAUUACACUAUCCUCACCACAAAGAAGGUUUUGGUUUAUUUAGAUCAAAUCCCUGUGGAUGUUUAUGUAGAAAGGGAAUGAAACGUGGUGAAAUUAACGCACUCCUUUUUCACCUACUUUUAGUUUACAUCAGACAUGUGAAUGAUUUCUUUUUCUGUUUUCAUUCUAAUAAAAUGCACUUAAUCUA
This is a messenger RNA of Ictalurus furcatus (blue catfish), 2387 nucleotides long. It is a transcript of the gene snx21, whose product is annotated as sorting nexin family member 21. Gene Ontology annotation, cellular component: early endosome membrane. Gene Ontology annotation, biological process: protein transport. The transcript has 4 exons. NCBI's taxonomy places the organism in Eukaryota, Metazoa, Chordata, Actinopteri, Siluriformes, Ictaluridae. The record is from RefSeq and is a predicted model, not a curated record. The coding region runs from base 296 to 1426 and encodes 376 amino acids. Gene Ontology annotation, molecular function: protein binding; phosphatidylinositol phosphate binding.